Molecule: messenger RNA, 825 nt
Organism: Cooperia oncophora
Lineage: Eukaryota; Metazoa; Nematoda; Chromadorea; Rhabditida; Trichostrongylidae
Source: the annotation of a GenBank genome assembly
AUGCUCGUCUCCAUCAAGUUUGCGACCUUAUGGAGUGGCGUGCUCUCGGCGUUUGUAGUGGGUACUUGCUUCAUUGGAGCGCUUAUUAUUUCUAACGAGAUUUCCUCUAUGCACGACGACGUCAUGGACAUCAUUGGAGAAUUCAAGAUAUGUCGUCUUUAUCGAAUACAUAGAAUGAGAUGCAUAACAACACAACUUGAAGAUUGUGGGCUACCACGCCGAAGCUGCCCACCAGGUCCUCCCGGUCCGCCGGGUGCACCUGGUAAGCCCGGACUAAUUGGUGCAGAUGGUGAAGUAGGACCACCAGGCUUGCCAGGUUUCAAGACUUCUGCACCACCUGCCAUCCAACCACAACUUUUGAUCAAAUGUCCUCCUGGGCCGCCAGGUUUCCCAGGAAUAACAGGAACUCCAGGGCCGCCUGGUAGACCUGGGCAGCCAGGCAAACGAGGUGCGGCAGGUGCUGACGGAGAACGAGGUGAUCGUGGUGAGCCAGGUUAUCCGGGCGAACCUGGGAGGAGUGGACAGGACGGAAUGGAUGGUGCACCAGGACGAGAUUGCUUCACAGGUAUCGGCAUGCCAGGUCCUCCUGGAAGACCUGGACUACGAGGCAAACAGGGUAUACCCGGUAGAGCCGGGGAGAUGGGCAAGGGUGGAGAACCCGGUCAAGAGGGUUUCCAAGGAAAUGCCGGCAUGGAUGGAAUGGCUGGUCUGCCCGGUGAAAACGGACAGCCAGGUAUCGCGGGAAAUCCUGGAGAUGAUGGCGGUUACUGUGAAUGUCCUGAGAGAGCGAAAUCAAGAACCGAUCAACAACAAAUGCGCGCCUAG